AUGCCACCAAACACACACAAGUCCUCCAUUAUUUUGUUCUUUAUAAUUAUUUCUGUGGCGUGUAAUAGUGUUAAUCAUCCUUCUAUUGAAGAAUCCUUCAAACAGUGUCUAGUUUCGCAACCCUCCGUUAGUUUGGGACAUUGUUUUGGCGUUGGAGCUAUUAGUAAAUUGCGAAGUUUGGACAGUGACCAGGAAUUUGAUUUAAUUGACGGUGUUACUUUGAGCAGGAACCAGGAGUACAGAGAAACGUACAAUUUUGCCGACAGAGAUCCAGGGGAUUUUCGAACGUGGAUCGACUCACUGAGCCAUGUAUUUUCUCACCGGAGUUUACAGUGGGAUAUGGGAUUUUUGUAUCCCGGACUUUUUAUGCGCGUAGCGCCCUCUACAAGUCCGGGAGGUCAACUAGAGUUUAUGUUAGAUCCGCAACGUGAAAUCCUCAACAAACACUCAAUCAAAGAGUUUGGUACAGGUCGACUACUUGCGCGCCAGUUUCUUGUACCGUUUUUGUUGGGGUUCAAGUUCAAUGUUGCCACUCUUAUUCCAAUUUUAUUCGGACUGUUGGCACUACUUGCUAAAAAAGCAAUCAUUUUGAGCAAAAUUGCACUGGUCAUCAGCAGUGCGUAUGGUUUGGGGACUUUACUGUUGGGAAAUAAUGGCAAUAGAGUACCGAAUCAGUAUCAAACGGGAGGUUUCAAUCCCGGAUUUGGCGGAAGUUCACAGUUUCACCACCACAAUAGAUUUCCUGAAGAUGAGUAUCCGGAGGUGUAUUACCGUGGGAUCGUAGAAAACAACAAUGUGGACCAAUUACGAGUCCAUGGGAAGAUUCAAAAACUUUUUACGGACGAGAAAACAACUCAUGGUCGAAAUUUCGCUUGGAGUGAAGAUGAAAAAGUCCAAAAAUCCACUUAAAAACUUUAAUUUUGUAUUUUUUUUAAUAAAUAAACAAUAA
Molecule: messenger RNA, 949 nt
Organism: Tribolium madens (black flour beetle)
Lineage: Eukaryota; Metazoa; Arthropoda; Insecta; Coleoptera; Tenebrionidae
Exons: 4
Coding region: 1-909 (302 amino acids)
Source: RefSeq, a predicted model, not a curated record